AUGCCUAACGUGAAGCCGACAGGACACAGUAGCUGCACAUCUGGCACAGUUCGUCUACCUCCAGAACAAGCCAUCACCAAUGCGCUCAACGAGGUCCACGCGAGACGCGUCUUGCACGCCGUCGGCCCGUGCACACGCAUCUUCGACCUCCGAGCGGAGGUCAUUCUCGCCAAGGUCAAGUCCUCGGAUGAGGACGGUGUCCAACUAACUGUCGGAUUCUUUGGCGACAUCUACGUCCCCCUUGUUUACCUGCCGGACCCCUGCGCCUUCGACCCAGAAGAGCGAGCACAUUUCCGGCUUCCAGGAUCGGAAGCAACUUGCUUGUCCCACGAGCUCCUCGAGUUGCCCCUGACGGACCGGAUAUGCAUCAACGCCGGCGAUGUCCUCCGGAUGCGCGUCGAGGCAGACGGGUUCCAUGACGAUGAGCUUGGUCCGCCGAAUACGCGUGAGGGCGUUCAACGGGCUCGUGAGAUGCGCCGUUCCCCGUAUACCAUCACCUGCCCGACAUCGAAACAACGGACGAUGGUCGACAUGUAA
Messenger RNA from Epithele typhae, 537 nucleotides. RefSeq names its product polymerase III polypeptide H. The transcript has 5 exons. The record is from RefSeq and is a predicted model, not a curated record. NCBI's taxonomy places the organism in Eukaryota, Fungi, Basidiomycota, Agaricomycetes, Polyporales, Epitheliaceae. The coding region runs from base 1 to 537 and encodes 178 amino acids.